AUGAUUGGAACCCACCAAUCGGCAGCAGAAAAUCCAUUUAAUAAUAUCACAAUUCGAGUGACACCAAUAGGUGGCUUGUUAAGUGAUGAGUUCACGGCAAUAUGUCAGUGGAUUAUAUUUACUCUAAUUUGUCAGAUCAUUGAUUUAUUUGGAAUUGCAACAAACAUUAUAAAUAUCAUCUGCUUUGUUAAGCAAGGAUUCAAUGACCCCGUCAAUAUCAGUCUACUAGGACUUGCCCUAGCUGACUUAGGUUGUUUGAUUACUCUGGUUUGGACCAACAUAUGCUAUACGCCAGCUUUCAGCGAUUACGAUCUACCUUUCGACACUAUAGAAUUCCAAUACCUGACAAGUGGAAUGCCUCACACAACAUUCACUAGAAUCACUGGCUGGAUAACUGCGAUAAUUACUCUAGAGAGGUGUCUGUGUAUAACAAUGCCCUUAAAG
Candidula unifasciata is the source of this 444-nucleotide messenger RNA. The record is from the annotation of a GenBank genome assembly. Lineage: Eukaryota; Metazoa; Mollusca; Gastropoda; Stylommatophora; Geomitridae.